Molecule: messenger RNA, 1435 nt
Organism: Marmota flaviventris (yellow-bellied marmot)
Lineage: Eukaryota; Metazoa; Chordata; Mammalia; Rodentia; Sciuridae
Gene: Eri1
Product: exoribonuclease 1
Cellular component (GO): nucleolus; cytoplasm
Molecular function (GO): nucleic acid binding; 3'-5'-RNA exonuclease activity
Source: RefSeq, a predicted model, not a curated record
UUUGUGUGGCGGCCGCGGGAACGCGAGCUGGGUGGUUUUUCAACAGGGAAAAGCCCAGCUUUGGGGCUUGGUGGAGAGUGAGCGAGUGUGUGCCUCCAGCAGCUGGCUUCUGGCGUGGGAGCCCGCAUGGAGGAAGAGCAGAGUGGGCAGCCUAGCGGCGAGGCCGUGGCGCUCUCGCAGCUGGAGGUGCCGCAGCCGGAGGGUGGGGAGGAUCCGCAGCACGCGCAUCGCGAGAAAAAGCAUCGAUGUAGGUUUGAUGGCCAAGAAACAAAAGGAUCUAAGUUCAUUACCUCCAAUGGAAGUGAUUUCAGUGACCCAGUUUACAAAGAGAUUGCUAUUACAAAUGGCUGUAUUAAUAGAAUGAGUAAGGAAGAACUCAGAGCUAAGCUUUCAGAAUUCAAGCUUGAAACCAGAGGUGUAAAGGAUGUACUAAAGAAGAGACUGAAAAACUAUUAUAAGAAGCAGAAGCUAAUGUUGAAAGAGAGCAGUUGUGCUGAUAGUUACUAUGACUACAUUUGUAUUAUUGACUUUGAAGCCACUUGUGAAGAGGGUAAUCCACCUGAGUUCAUACAUGAAAUAAUUGAGUUUCCUGUUGUUUUAUUGAAUACUCAUACCUUGCAAAUAGAAGAUACGUUUCAGCAAUAUGUAAGACCAGAGAUUAACACUCAGCUUUCUGAUUUCUGCAUCAGUCUUACCGGAAUUACUCAGGAUCAGGUUGACAGAGCUGAUACUUUCCCUCAGGUACUGAAAAAAGUAAUUGACUGGAUGAAAUUGAAGGAAUUAGGAACAAAGUAUAAAUAUUGCAUAUUAACAGAUGGUUCGUGGGAUAUGAGUAAGUUUUUGAACAUGCAGUGCCAACUGAGCCGGCUCAAAUAUCCUCAUUUUGCUAAAAAGUGGAUCAAUAUUCGAAAGUCGUAUGGAAACUUUUACAAGGUUCCUAGAAGCCAAACCAAACUGGCAAUAAUGCUUGAAAAAUUAGGAAUGGAUUAUGAUGGACGACCUCAUAGUGGUCUUGAUGACUCUAAGAACAUAGCACGAAUAGCAGUGCGAAUGCUUCAAGAUGGAUGUGAACUCCGAAUCAAUGAGAAAAUGCAUUCAGGACAACUAAUGAGUGUGUCCUCCUCCUUACCAAUAGAGGGCACUCCAGCUCCACAAAUGCCACAUUUUAGAAAGUAAUAGCAUUUUGUCUUGGGAUCAUUCUAACUGGAGUUGCUACAAAAGAGGUAGCAGAUGGAUGCUCAUUGACUGCAGUGCAAACUUCAAGCACCUUAAACAUGAAAAAUCUUUGUUACAAUUAUAUGUAUAUAUAUUAUGUAUGUGAACAGAUUUUGUGGGAGGGCAUAUUGAAUUCUUUCUCACCAGCACUUUUGAUAUGAGCAGUAUUUGUUACACAGUAAUGUCCUGCUUAUAACUAAAUUUUUUAAAUUGUCCAAGA